Molecule: messenger RNA, 2864 nt
Organism: Xyrauchen texanus (razorback sucker)
Lineage: Eukaryota; Metazoa; Chordata; Actinopteri; Cypriniformes; Catostomidae
Product: zinc finger protein ZFP2-like
Exons: 4
Coding region: 171-2645 (824 amino acids)
Cellular component (GO): nucleus
Source: RefSeq, a predicted model, not a curated record
ACUUUUUUGUAAUAAGACUUUUAUUAUUUAAAUGCAUACAUUGUAAUACAAUAUCAAACCCAUAAUGAGUUUUCUCAAGCGCGUGCACACUCCAGUCCAGCAGUUGGCGGGAAAGCGCCAUUAAACACAAGAAGAAGAAGUCAGCCCUCAGUCGAGCUGUUUGUGUUCAGAUGUUCAUCAUGAGAGCGCAGGUGGAUGUGAUCUGCUGUAAAUCAGUAGGAACUGAUCUGUCCAUGCUGGAUAUUGAUGAUUUCAUCACAGAAAUCUCUCAGCUGAAGAAAGAGGUGACGUCACUGAAGACAAAACUGAUGGAGAGAGACGACAGGUUACAGGAGCUGGAAAAGGUUUCCUGUCAAUUUUCAGUGUGUGUGACUGAUGGGACCUCCACAGAAUGUCAGGAUUCAGUGUGGAGCGGCAGAGAUCAGUCCACACCACAGCGACUGCUGGACAAACUCUCUGAACAGAGAUCCAGAGACACACAGGACUCACAGCUCACUUUACUCUGUUCUACUGACGGUAAUCAGGGUGAUCAAACCUCCACAGAGUCUCAGACUUCUGUCUGUAAUGCUGGAGAACAGCAGAUGCUGCAGAUACCUGUGAAGAAUGAAGUGAAGCUGGAGGAGAUAAAUGAAGAAAACACAGCAGAGGAACAACAGAGAGAAGAUGAUGAUGAUGAUGAUGAUGAUGAUGAUCAAACCUCCACAGAGUCUCUGACUUCUGUCUGUAAUGCUGGAGAACAGCAGAUGCUGCAGAUACCAGUGAAGAUUGAAGUGAAGCUGGAGGAGAUAAAUGAAGAAAACACAGCAGAGGAACAACAGAGAGAAGAUGAUGAUGAUGAUGAUGAUGAUGGUAAUCAGGGUGAUCAAUCCUCCACAGAGUCUCUGACUUCUGUCUGUAACGCUGUAGAACAGCAGAUGAUGCAGACACCAGUGAAGGUGAAGAUGUGUUCAGUGAAUCUGCUGGACUGCAGGAACCUGAUGAAGAUGAGAGAAACCACAGCAGAGGAACAACAGAGUUAUGAUGGUGAUGAUGAUGAUGAUGGUAAUCAGGGUGAUCAAUCCUCCACAGAGUCUCUGACUUCUGUCUGUAAUGCUGGAGAACAGCAGAUGCUGCAGAUACCAGUGAAGAUUGAAGUGAAGCUGGAGGAGAUAAAUGAAGAAAACACAGCAGAGGAACAACAGAGAGAAGAUGAUGAUGAUGAUGAUGAUGAUGGUAAUCAGGGUGAUCAAUCCUCCACAGAGUCUCUGACUUCUGUCUGUAACGCUGUAGAACAGCAGAUGAUGCAGACACCAGUGAAGGUGAAGAUGUGUUCAGUGAAUCUGCUGGACUGCAGGAACCUGAUGAAGAUGAGAGAAACCACAGCAGAGGAACAACAGAGUUAUGAUGGUGAUGAUGAUGAUGAUGGUAAUCAGGGUGAUCAAUCCUCCACAGAGUCUCUGACUUCUGUCUGUAACACUGGAGAACAGCAGAUGCUGCAGAUACCAGUGAAGAAUGAAGUGAAACUGCUGGAGAUAAAACAAGAGGAACACAGUGAUGAAGAUGGCUAUUUUAUUCCUCCAGAUCUGAUGGAAGUGAAAGAGGAAUGUCAAGAGCUGAAUGAAGAGGAGGAGAAACAUCAGCAUCAGAAACAUCAUGAUUUCACAACUGGAGAAGAAUCUUUGAGUGGCUCAGAGACUAAGAAGAAUUUCUCACCAAAAUAUCCUCAAAGACGAGCAGCCAAAAAUACUUUCACCUGCCCUCUGUGUGGAAAGAGUUUCAUGUAUAAUAAAGCUUUUAAUAAACACAUGAGAAUUCACACUGGAGAAAAGCCUUUCUCAUGCCAUCAGUGUGGAAAAGGAUUUAUUCAAAAAGAACAGCUUAAUGUACACAUGGUCAUUCACACUGGAGAGAGACCUUACACAUGCCAUCAGUGUGGAGGGAGUUUCACUUUUAAAGGAAACCUUAGUAGACACAUGAAAAUUCACACUGGAGAGAAGCCUUACUCAUGCCAUCAGUGUGGAAAGAGUUUCACAGAUGCAGCUUAUCUCAAGAAACAUCUCCGCUGUCACUCCACUGAAAGAGCAUUUGAAUGUGAUAUAUGUGGUAAAACAUUUGUUAUUGCACAAUACUUGACAAAACAUCUGAAAACGCACAGGAAUGAGAAGCCUUACAAGUGUUCUUUUUGUGAAAAGAGUUUUUUACGUCUGUCCUAUUUGAAAGAGCACCUCAAAAUACAUACUGGCAUGAGGACUCAUGUGUGCUCUGAAUGUGGAAAGACAUUUACUACAGUCAGCCACUUGAAAGUUCACCAAAAAACUCAUACUGGAGAAAGACCUUACAAGUGCUCAUACUGUGAAAAAAGUUUCCCUCUGUUAAAUUACGUGAAAACACACGAGCGAAUUCAUACUGGAGAAAAACCUUUCAAGUGCUCACACUGUGAGAAGAGUUUCACUCAGUCACAACACCUGAAAACACAUGAGAGAAUCCAUACUGGAGAAAAACCAUACAAGUGCUCGACCUGUGGAAGGUGUUUCAAUCAGAUAAAUUCCCUGAAAACACAUGUGAGAAUUCAUACAGGAGAAAAACCAUACAAGUGCUCAACCUGUGGAAGGUGUUUCACUCUGCCAAAGUCCCUAAAAACACACAUGAGAAUUCAUACAAGAUAGUCUUGUCUGAUUAUUGUGAUGACUCCACCACAAGAUGUCAGCGCCUUCAAUCAUUAGAUUACAUGCACGCAUUGACGGCAUUAUGUUUACAACUAAUGUCAUCAGAACAUGUUAUGUCGUUCUGUAUAGUGGUUCUUGUGUUCCAGGAGCUGAAUCUUAUUAAAUGUGAACAUUCGCAAAAGCGAUGUAUUAAAUGUAUUUUUUUUUUCAUUCAUGAGA